Molecule: messenger RNA, 3156 nt
Organism: Leptopilina heterotoma
Lineage: Eukaryota; Metazoa; Arthropoda; Insecta; Hymenoptera; Figitidae
Exons: 2
Coding region: 1-3156 (1051 amino acids)
Source: RefSeq, a predicted model, not a curated record
AUGCCAAAGUGCAAAUCGCGAAAGAAGUCUCGUCAACGUAUUGACAUGGAAGAGUACAAUGAAAUGUGUCAAGAAUCUGACAACUUCAUUACAACAGCAGAACGUCAGCUCAUUUCAACGAUGGCUAUGACUAGCGAGGAGAAAAUGGUUACAGCAUUCCAAUGGCAGAACAAGUGUCAACGGUAUAUAAACAUUUUCCGAAACUUUUUACGUGAGUCUGAUUUUUCUUCAUCUCAAAGAUCUAGGUGCUUAAAUUUAAGACAAAAAAUGGAAUACUUGCUCUACCAUUUUGAUACUCUAACGAAACGUGGUGCGGGUGUUCAAGUAGUGAAUGAAGGAAUGAAAUGGGUGGAUUUUGAAGAAGCGUUUGAGGGUCGUUUACAAAAUAGUGCUGUAAUGAAUUUAGAUUACAAGGAUAUUAAUGAAUUCCUUGAUGAUGCCUUCAAUUCCAUUGAUGGUAAAACCCAAGAAAUAUCAGAUUUAAAGACAUUCAUCGCGAAAACCGGUGACAUUUUAGUUACAACCCCAUUAGAUGACUGGUACAAUGUUUGUGUUAAACAAGUAACCUUAAAAAGAAUGGAGGAAUUCCAAGAGAAAGAUUCUAAUUGGAGACUUCAUUCUAUUGAAAGGUUGGAGGUUAACAUUAACAAGUACAAUCCCAUGCGCGCUGGUUCUUAUAUCGACUUACCACUUGCUAUUAAAAGGAAACAAGCAUGUAUUAAUGUUCAGAAUGUAGAUAAUCAAUGUUUUAAAUGGUCAAUUUUGUCAGCCUUACACCAAGUUGAAAAGCAUUCAGAUCGAGUUUCAAAGUACAGACCUUAUGAGCACACGCUUGAUUUUACUGGAAUUGAGUUCCCUGUUGCGCUAAAAGAUAUUUCAAAAUUUGAGGCUCACAAUAACAUUUCAGUGAAUGUCUAUGGUCUUGUGAAAAAGGAUGAAAAGUUUUCAGUGGCACCUUUACAUCUAUCAACGCAAAAGAAGGUUAUGCAUGUGAAUCUUCUACGAAUUGAAGACCACUACAUUGACGAAAAUCUUGAUGUGGAGGAGGAGGAGGACCAAGUAGCCAUUAUUUCUUUCAAUUACCAUUAUGUGUGGAUCAAGGAUUUAUCAAAGAUUGUCAGCAGUCAACUGUCAAAACAUAAUGGCAAAAAAUACAUUUGUGAUCGUUUUCUACAUUAUUUUAAGGAAGAAGUAAAGCUAACCGAACACGAGGAAAGCUGCCGAAAGAUGAAUGAGACGAGAAUUGUGCUGCCAGAACCACGGAAGAAUAUUGUUGAGUUCAAAAAUUUCUCAAACAAGGAGCGUGUGCCCUUUAUUAUUUACGCAGAUUGUAAAAGCCUCUUAAUUCCUUCUGAAGCGCCACCAGAACCUAGCAAUACUGAGGUUUUUCAAACUCACAAAACGCUCAGUAUUGGCUAUUAUUUGAAAUGUGCCUUUGAUGACUCUCUAUCUGUAUACAAAGCAUCUCCUAAAGAUGACGAAGAACCGGCUAAAUGGUUUUCAACAGAGUUAAAAAACUUGUCUGACGAUCUAGAUAAACGUUUUAAGAAUCCUGUACCAAUAGAAGUGUUAAGUCGAGAACAGAUGGCUGAUUUUAGAUUUGCAAGUACAUGUCAUAUUUGCAAUAAUAAAAUCGCGCAUGGUGAUAUUAAAGUACGAGAUCAUUGUCAUCUAACAGGGAAGUAUCGUGGACCCGCGCAUCAAGAUUGUAACAUUAACUAUCACGAAUCGCAGACCAUACCCGUUGUUUUUCAUAAUCUUAGCGGCUAUGACGCGCAUUUCAUUAUUGAAGCUAUUGCUACUGGUUUUGAAGGUAAUGUGUAUCUGCUUCCCAUAAACAAGGAAAAGUAUAUUAGUUUUACUAAAAAUGUAAAAGGUAGUUUUUCAAAGUUCCGUUUUAUCGACUCAUUUAAAUUUAUGGCAUCAUCAUUGGACAAGUUAGCAUCCUAUCUCGAUGAAUACAAAAUUGUAAACUCAGUCUUUUCAAAUUACAGCGACGAUAAAAUUCAAUUAUUAACGCGAAAAGGAGUUUUUCCUUAUGAAUACAUUGAUUCAAGGGAAAAACUCGACGAAACAGAGUUACCGCCGAAAGAUAAGUUUUAUAGCACGUUAAACGAUUCGAAUGUUUCUGAUGAAGACUAUGCACAUGCGCAGAAAGUGUGGGGUGAAUUUAAUUGUCAAAAUCUUGGUGAUUAUGUAUACUUGUACAUGCAAACCGACAUACUGUUACUCGCGGACAUUUUCGAAAAUUUCAGAAACCAGUGUUUAAUCUCGUACGGUCUAGAUCCAGCACACUAUUAUACUACACCGGGUUUGACUUGGGACGCAAUGUUAAAGUAUAUGCAUGUAAGACUUGAACUCUUGACAGACAUUGACAUGGUAAUGUUUAUUGAACGAGGAAUAAGAGGUGGUGUAAGUCAAUGUACAAAUCGAUAUGCAAAAGCUAACAAUCCUUACAUGAAAAAAUUUGAUAAAAAUGAGGACACGUCUUACAUCGUAUACUUUGACGCAAAUAAUCUAUACGGUUGGGCAAUGGUUCAACCGCUUCCCCAUGGUGGCUUCAAGUGGGUAGAGAAUGUUGAUAAUAGUUUUGAUUUCAAUGUUGCAGACGAUGCGCCUACGGGUUACAUUUUAGAAGUUGAUUUGGAUUAUCCAGAUCACCUUCACGAUAAACACAGCGAUUUUCCAUUUUGUCCGGAACGCUCGAAGCCACCAGGGUCAAAAGAAGAGAAGCUCCUAACUAUCCUCCUACCGAAACGGAAGCACGUUCUCCAUUAUCGUGCCUUAAAACAAGCUAUUGCCAAUGGUCUCGUGUUAGUUAAAAUCCAUCGCGUCUUAAAAUUCGAUCAAUCCACAUGGUUGAAAAGUUACAUUGACUUUAAUACCACGCGAAGAACAAACGCCAGUAAUGAAUUUAAGAAAAACUUGUUUAAAUUGAUGAACAACGCGGUAUUUGGCAAAACAAUGGAGAACGUGCGAAAACAUGUGGACAUUAAACUUGUGACAAAGUGGAAGGGUAGAUAUGGAGCUGAAGCCCUAAUUUCCAAACCUAAUUUCCACAGCAGGGCAAUCUUUAAUGAGAAUUUGGUUGCUGUGGAACUUAGGAAAAUGGAGGUUUUCAUGAACAAGCCGGUGUAUGUUGGCUUGACUGUUUAG